This is a messenger RNA of Hemibagrus wyckioides, 999 nucleotides long. RefSeq lists its product as uncharacterized. NCBI's taxonomy places the organism in Eukaryota, Metazoa, Chordata, Actinopteri, Siluriformes, Bagridae. The coding region runs from base 77 to 850 and encodes 257 amino acids. The transcript has 6 exons. The record is from RefSeq and is a predicted model, not a curated record. Gene Ontology annotation, biological process: response to bacterium.
UAGCUGAAGCAGUUAAACCGGAACUUAAGAAACACCAGAAACAGAAGAGUUUUUAUUCCACUAAGUGUCUGUUCACAUGUUCAGUGGAGGAUGUGUGUUAGACAUGGCAGAGUUCCUGUGUGUGUUUAAUCUACACCUGCUGUUUGGUGUCAUCAGUCUGAAUCUCCUUCAGAUCAUUUCAGCUGAUCUGCUAUCUGUUGAUCCUGGACAAAACAUCACUCUGCUCUGUAACAUCACUAAUUAUUCAGAGAUAUCGUGGUAUCACAUGAACUCAACAGGCCUGAGGCAGUUUAUAUCAGCAAUACAGGGGAAACUGGACAAACACUUUCAUGUUGCUUAUAAUGAGAAUAAGAGUCACUUUGCUCUAACACAAAGCAGCAGUUCAGUCAGUUUAGUGAUUAUUGGAGUUAGAGAGACAGAUCUGGGAUUUUAUUACUGUGGAGGUCAAAAUGAGGAGCUGCACACUGAGUUUGGGAAACCCAUCGGACUGAACUUUACAGGUAGCAGUGAUAAUGAGAGAGAUUCUUCAUCUGAGGAUUCAGAUUCACACCAGACUGGAGAAAAUAUCUGCAUUACAAAUAUGACCGUAAUGUGUGUGUGCUCCAUCUCGGUCCUAAUAAACAUAAUCCUCAUCAUUAUUAUGUGUGUGUUCUGCAGCAGGGUGCACGGAAAAUCAACAUUAUCAACAUUACCUUCCUGCUGUCGUGCCACCAACUCCACUGAAAAGGAGGACAACAUUCAUUAUGCCAGUGUUCAGUACAAAAGAAAUUUCAGAGGAUCUGUUAAGAACAACACAGCAUCAGAUUUGGACAGUGUGACCUACGCGACAGUCACCGCACAGCCACUGUGACUGACCAACACAAGACAUUGUUUUGCUCUGACCUCAUCAUAGAUGGCAGAUCAUCUUAAACUUAAUCCCUGCAAGACUGAGCUGCUGUACCUCAGCUCUUAGCAGGUCUUCUUAAAUAAUAUUUUGACAACCAAAUAAAGCUUUAAAAC